AUGCAGCAGGCAGUCUACACUCCUCCACCAGUCUCCGAACUCCAUUUUUAUUCUUGUGUCGAAGACUACAUAGACGAAGAAGAACUGCUUCAAAAAUUACUUUACACACUCACUGAAAGUUUUUGCAGAGAAAUCAGAGAAGUAAUGCAUAAUUUCUGGUCCUUGAACACUGACGUCUUCUUCGAAGUGUUGUCCCGGUUGCCAACAAAAUGUUUGUUGGGAUUAAAGUGUGUUUGCAAAGGAUGGCAUCGUCUUCUAUCUGACCGUCUUUUCAUCAAGUCUCAGUCACAACAGCGAGAACCAAUAUUUGGAUUCUUCUUCCAGCACAGGUUCCACUGGUGCUUAGAUGAUAUCAAAACUAUUAAUCAUAUCCCUGUUGAAUCUGAAGGAUUGCAGCAGAGAGUAUUUAGGUUUCUCCCCGAAGAUGUUGUAGUGAUGGCAUCAUGCAAUGGGCUGGUCUGUUUGAGGAGUUGCUACCCUUUUAAAGAUCCAUCCAUCUAUGUGUGCAAUCCAUUGAACAGAGAAUGGAUCAGGCUGGAUUGGACCAAAGCUGAUAAAGAAACCAGCAUUGCUCUAGUUUUUGAUCCAUGUCGAGAACCUAUUGGCCAUUCAACUAACUUUAAAUUGGUUCAAGUGCAACAAUGUGAGGCUGGAGCUGAGGAUUUUUACUUCUCAUUUGACAUAUACUCUUCAGAUACUGGUGAUUGGAGGACAUCGAAAGAGAUUUGUCUAUGCAAUGAUAGAUUGUACAAGAACAAAGGCACUCUUAUUGGAGGGAUCUUACAUUGGUUGACUAAUGGUGAUGAAAUCCUCACAUUCAACAUUGAAAAUGAGCUAUCUUGGUUGAUUUCAGUCCCAAUUUCUGCUGCAACACUAGAUAGCGUCCCUGAGGCAUGUAUAGGGGAAUCUGAUGGUAAGCUACAUUAUGUCAUGGUCUCUGAAAAUGGAUUUCAUGUUUGGUGUUUGGAGGACUAUUUUGAAUUCCAUUGGACGCUUAAACACUCAAAAAGUCUUGAUGCAAUGGAAGAAGAACAUCCAGAAUUCCUGUGCAACUUACAGGUGAGAGUGACACAGCGACUAGCUGAUUCAACUCCAUGGAUGGAUCCCUUGGCCUUUAAAGACGGGUACGUAUUGAUGAGGGUGUGCACCAACAUCUACCUCUAUCAUGUCAACACAAACAAGAUGAAGAAAGUCUGUGGACAGAAUGAGAUGGGUACUUGUUCCACUUUCAAUCCUAUCGUUCUUCCAUAUUCUCUGAGUCUCGUGCCUUUAAGUUGGGCUUAGUGGAUAGCAGAACUGAGUUUUUGCUUCUCUAGUCUUUAUCCUUUUUACAAUUUUGAUGAGCAUUAUAGAACACAUCAGUUUAUGCUUUGGCUUGAUAGCUCACUAGCUAUGACAA
This is a messenger RNA of Pistacia vera, 1399 nucleotides long. RefSeq names its product F-box protein At5g49610-like. The record is from RefSeq and is a predicted model, not a curated record. Gene Ontology annotation, molecular function: protein binding. The coding region runs from base 1 to 1284 and encodes 427 amino acids. Lineage: Eukaryota; Viridiplantae; Streptophyta; Magnoliopsida; Sapindales; Anacardiaceae. The transcript has 2 exons.